AUGAGUAAUUUAACACUUUACACAACGACCGCUGUAAUACUUCUUGAUGGUGAAGGAAAUAGAAUUCUUGCAAAAUAUUAUGGCAAUAAAAAUCCAUAUCCCACUCCAAAAGAACAAAAAGUUUUUGAAAAAGGAUUAUUCGAUAAAACCAGAAGAGCGAAUGGCGAAAUUAUUCUCUAUGAUAAUCAUGUAGUUCUUUACCGUAGUAAUAUUGACGUCUUUUUUUACGUUGUUGGAUCCGUAGAAGAAAAUGAACUUUUGUUAAGCACUAUCUUGAAUGCAUUUUAUGAUGCAGUUUCUAGUUUAUUAAGACAUCAAGUUGAAAAAAGAACAAUUGCUGAUAACCUGGACCUUGUAGUUCUUGCUUUAGAUGAAACAAUAGAUGAUGGCAUUGCUUUGGAAACCGAUUCAAGUGUUAUUGUAUCUCGCGUAACUCGACCCCGCACUGAUACUACAGAUAUUCCUAUCACAGAGCAAACAUUCAUUCAAGCAUAUCAUACGGCAAGAGAACGAGUUACUGAGCGAUUGUUACGUGGAGUAUAA
Molecule: messenger RNA, 543 nt
Organism: Dentiscutata heterogama
Lineage: Eukaryota; Fungi; Glomeromycota; Glomeromycetes; Diversisporales; Gigasporaceae
Source: the annotation of a GenBank genome assembly